Molecule: messenger RNA, 6414 nt
Organism: Balaenoptera ricei (Rice's whale)
Lineage: Eukaryota; Metazoa; Chordata; Mammalia; Artiodactyla; Balaenopteridae
Gene: APAF1
Product: apoptotic peptidase activating factor 1
Exons: 27
Coding region: 540-4286 (1248 amino acids)
Biological process (GO): regulation of apoptotic process; apoptotic signaling pathway
Cellular component (GO): apoptosome
Molecular function (GO): ADP binding; protein binding
Source: RefSeq, a predicted model, not a curated record
CGUUGGAGCGCGGCGCGCCCCAGUUGGUGCGGCGGAGGUGCUUUUUUGUGCGCGCGCGGGCACUAGCUGGAGCCGAAGCGCGCGCGGCGACGGCCGCCUGGAGGGGUUCCGGGUGUGUUUAUUUGCAUGCGCGGGCCCGCGUCGUCCCAGCGGGGCGGACUGGCGGGUUUUGACUGCUCUACGGUCCUGAGGCGGAGAGGCUGGCUUUAUUCCUGGGCAGAAGGGGUGAGGGAGCCGGAGGUGAGGCGUCUGGGCUGUCAGCGACCCGCGAGGACUUGAAGUAGACGGGGCGGCGUCCGGAGUGGCUCCGGGCUCCCGCCCGGGUGCAGCUGCAGCGGGAGGGAAGGAACGACAGUCCGAGUGGCCCUCCUUCCUUUGUGUCUGGGUUGGAAUACUCACCUCGGCGCCCCGGGACUGCGUGGGCCGCCUGCGGGGGUGACGCCUCCUCCGCAGGUCGGAGGUUCCCGGGGGUGUUCAGGUGCCUCCCCGCUGCUGAGGCCCAGCUCAUGGUUGACAGAGAAGGAAAAAUUUGAGGAAGGAUGGAUGCAAAAGCUCGAAAUUGUUUGCUUCAACAUAGAGAAGCCCUGGAAAGGGACAUCAAAACAUCCUACAUCAUGGAUCACAUGAUUAGUAAUGGAGUUUUAACAGUGUCGGAGGAGGAAAAAGUAAAAAAUGAGCCCACCCAACGGCAACGAGCAGCUAUGCUAAUUAAAACGAUACUUGAAAAAGAUAAUUAUUCCUAUAUAUCAUUCUACAAUGCUCUGCUACAUGAAGGGUAUAAAGAUCUUGCCUACCUUCUCCAUGGUGGCAUUCCUGUCAUCUCUUCUUCCAAUGGCAAAGAUUCAGUUGGAAUAACUUCAUAUGUAAGGACAGUCCUGUGUGAAGGUGGAGUACCACAGAGGCCCGUUGUUUUUGUUACUAGGAAGAGGCUAGUGAAUGCAAUUCAGCAGAAGCUCUUCAAACUGAGUGGUGAACCGGGAUGGGUCACCAUAUAUGGAAUGGCAGGUUGUGGGAAGUCUGUAUUAGCUGCAGAAGCUGUUCGAGAUCAUUCUGUCUUAGAAGUUUGUUUCCCAGGGGGUGUGCAUUGGGUUUCAGUUGGGAAACAAGACAAAUCUGGGCUUCUGAUGAAACUGCAGAAUCUUUGCACACGGUUGGAUCAGGAUGAGAAUUUCUCCCAGAGGCUUCCACUUAAUAUUGAAGAGGCUAAAGACCGUCUCCGCAUUCUGAUGCUGCGCAAACAUCCAAGGUCUCUGUUGAUCUUGGAUGAUGUUUGGGAUCCUUGGGUGUUAAAAGCUUUUGACAAUCAGUGUCAGAUUCUUCUUACAACCAGAGACAAGAGUGUUACAGAUUCAGUAACGGGUCCUAAAUAUGUAGUCCCUGUGGAGAGUGGUUUACGAAAAGAAAAAGGACUUGAAAUUUUAUCCCUUUUUGUUAAUAUGAAGAAAGCAGAUUUGCCAGAACAAGCUCACAGUAUUAUAAAAGAAUGUAAAGGUUCACCUCUUGUAGUGUCUUUAAUUGGUGCACUUUUACGAGAUUUUCCCAACCGCUGGGAGUACUACCUCAGGCAACUUCAGAAUAAGCAAUUUAAGAAGAUAAGGAAAUCUUCAUCUUAUGAUUAUGAGGCUUUGGAUGAAGCCAUGUCUAUAAGUGUUGAAAUGCUCAGAGAAGACAUCAAAGAUUAUUACACAGAUCUUUCCAUCCUUCAGAAAGAUGUUAAGGUGCCUACGAAGGUGUUGUGUAUCCUCUGGGAUAUGGAAACUGAAGACGUUGAAGACAUACUGCAGGAGUUUGUUAAUAAGUCUCUCUUGUUCUGUGAUCGAAAUGGAAAAUCAUUUCUUUAUUAUUUACAUGAUCUUCAAGUAGAUUUCCUUACAGAGAAGAAUCACAGCCAGCUUCAGGAUCUACACAAGAAACUAAUCACUCAGUUCCAGAGACAUUACCGGCUACGUUGUCUUUCACCAGAUCAGGAGGACUGCAUGUAUUGGUACAAUUUUCUGGCCUAUCACAUGGCUAGUGCUAAAAUGCACAAAGAACUGUGUGCUUUAAUGUUUUCCCUGGAUUGGAUUAAAGCAAAAACGGAGCUUGUAGGCCCUGCUCAUCUGAUUCAUGAAUUUGUGGAAUACAGGCAUAUGUUGGAUGAAAAGGAUGGUACAGUCUGUGAGAAUUUCCAGGAGUUUUUAUCUUUAAAUGGACAUCUUCUUGGACGACAGCCAUUUCCUAAUAUUGUACAACUGGGCCUCUGUGAACUGGAAACUUCAGAAGUUUAUCAGCAAGCUAAGCUGAAGGCCAAGCAGGAGGUCGAUAACGGAAUGCUUUACGUGGAAUGGAUAAACAAAGAAAACAUCAAGAAUCUCUCCCGCUUGGUUGUCCGCCCCCAUACAGAUGCUGUGUACCAUGCUUGCUUUUCUGAGGAUGGUCAAAGAAUAGCUUCUUGUGGAGCUGAUAAAAACUUGCAGGUUUUCAAAGCUGAAACAGGAGAGAAACUUCUAGAAAUCAAGGCUCAUGAGGAUGAAGUGCUUUGCUGUGCAUUCUCUGCAGAUGACAGAUUUAUAGCAACCUGCUCAGUGGAUAAAAAAGUGAAGAUUUGGAAUUCUAUGUCUGGGGAACUAGUACAUACCUAUGAUGAGCACUCAGAGCAAGUCAAUUGCUGCCACUUCACCAACAAUAGUAAUCACCUUCUCUUAGCCACUGGUUCAAAUGACUGCUUCCUCAAACUCUGGGCUCUGAAUCAAAAAGAAUGUCGAAAUACCAUGUUUGGCCAUACAGAUUCAGUCAAUCACUGCAGAUUUUCACCAGAUGAUAAGCUUUUGGCUAGUUGUUCAGCUGAUGGAACAUUAAAGCUUUGGGAUGUGAAAUCAGCAAACGAGAGGAAGAGCAUUAAUGUGAAGCAGUUCUUCCUAAAUUCAGAGGAGCCUCAAGAGGAUAUGGAAGUGAUAGUGAAAUGCUGUUCAUGGUCUGCUGAUGGUGCUAGGAUAAUGGUGGCAGCAAAAAAUAAAGUCUUUCUGUUUGACAUUCACACCAGUGGCCUGUUGGCAGAAAUCCACACAGGCCAUCAUAGCACUGUCCAGUACUGUGACUUCUCCCCCCAUAACCAUUUGGCAGUGGUGGCUUUGCCCCAGUACUGCGUGGAGGUGUGGAAUAUGGACUCAUGUUUAAAAGUAGCUGAUUGCAGAGGGCAUUUAAGUUGGGUCCAUUGUGUGAUGUUUUCUCCUGAUGGAUCAUCAUUUUUGACGGCUUCUGAUGACCAGACAAUCAGGCUCUGGAAGACAAAGAAAGUAUGUAAGAACUCUGCUAUAGCAUUAAAGCAAGAAAUAGAUGUUGUGUUUCAAGAAAAUGAAGUGAUGGUUCUUGCAGUUGAUGAUAUAAAACGUCUGCAACUCAUUAAUGGAAACACAGGUCAGAUUGAUUAUCUGACUGAAGCUCAAGUGAGUUGCUGUUGCUUAAGUCCACAUCUUCAGUACCUUGCAUUUGGAGGCGAAGAUGGAGCCAUUCGGAUUUUAGAACUCCUAAACAACAGAAUCUUCCGAUCCAGGAUUGGGCAUAAGAACACUGUACGGCACAUGCAGUUCACAGCUGAUGCAAAGACUCUUAUCUCAAGCUCUGAUGACUCUGCAGUUCAGGUAUGGAAUUGGCAGUCAGAGGAAUAUGUCUUUCUGCAAGCCCAUCAGGAAACUGUGAAAGACUUUAGACUCUUGAAAAAUUCAAGACUGCUUUCCUGGUCGUUUGAUGGAACAGUGAAGGUAUGGAAUAUUAUUACUGGAAGAACAGAAAAAGACUUUGUCUGUCAUCAGGAUACAGUUCUUUCUUGUGAUAUUUCUCCUGAUGCAACCAAGUUUUCUUCUACCUCUGCUGACAAGACUGCAAAGAUUUGGAGUUUUGAACUCCUUUCCCCUCUUCAUGAAUUGAGAGGCCACAAAGGCUGCGUGCGCUGCUCUGCCUUCUCUGUGGACAGUACCCUGUUGGCAACUGGAGAUGACAACGGAGAAAUCAGGAUAUGGAAUGUCUCAAAUGGUGAGCUUCUUCAUUUGUUUGCUCCGAUUUCAGUAGAAGAAGGAGCUGCUACUCACGGAGGCUGGGUGACUGACCUUUGCUUUUCUCCAGAUAGCAAAAUGCUUGUUUCUGCUGGAGGAUAUCUUAAGUGGUGGAAUGUUGUCACUGGGGAAUCCUCACAGACCUUCUACACAAAUGGAACCAAUCUUAAGAAAAUACAUGUGUCCCCUGACUUCAAAACAUAUGUGACUGUUGAUAAUCUUGGUAUUUUAUAUAUUUUAAAGAUUUUAGAGUAAAAUAGUUAAGCAGACAUGUAAGUUGAACUCUUUUAAUUUUGAAUUGGAAAAAAAAAUCCUAAUGAAACUGUAUUUCAACUUUUUAUAAAGCUGUGAAUUGUUUUGCAGUAUUGCAUUCAUUACGAAAGUGUUUGUGGUUGGAUGAAUAAUAUUAAUGUAGCUUUUCCCAAAUGAACACACCUUUAAUCUUAUUUUUCAUAAUCAUCAUUAUCAUUUUUAAGUUUGUCCUUAAGAUGCAAAUGAAAAUGUAAAUAUAUACCUUGUUAUACCGCUGGUAAAAUUCUCCCUUGAUGCAUUCAAAUUGGUUGACAUAAUUAGAAUAAUUUGAAGGAAAUAUAUAUUUUAAUAAUAUUAUUAUUCAGGCUGUGCCUCAGGGUAGUAGUGGCUUGAUUUCUGAACCACAUUUACCCGAAGGGGGUAUAGUUCUCCCAAAUAUAAUCUCAGAACUUAUUUGCACCCCUUAAAUUUGCUUUAAAAAUGUUGUGUCUACGGGCACAGUUUGCAAAAUUUUCUUUAAUUCACUUGAUAAGUGAGUCUUAGAUUUCAAAAGUACUCUCUGUGAAGCAAAAGUUACGUGUGUUGGAGUGAGUAGAUUUUGUUGGUCUACCUUUUCUCAUUAGCUGAUGGCAGCCCCGGGCUGGACCUGGCCUCUAGCUGUCAGUCUCCGAACUGGGCACUCUCCUGCUUUCUCUGGUUUUUUACAUACCAGACUUCCUACUUGACUGAACUUAACCUUUCUUAAUCCUCACUUUUCUCUCUUUUUUUUAAAGUAAUUGCUCCACAGUUAAAUGUUAGUAAAUCUGAAUAAUUGGGGAGGAGCCAAUUUUAAUCAUAAUUUUUAACAACAGAAUUUUUCCAAGAUAUAGAAAAUAGUAAAAAAUAAUUUUCUUCUAAUUCCAUUUACUUUUAGAUGAACGGCAUUGCCAGUGCUAUUCUCUUAGUGAAUUUCAAGAGAAUUCUCUGUGGUUUUCUACGAAUACUGGAAAAGUCAUUGUGACUGCAAGAUGUCACCUUUAACCUUCCAGCCAGUCUGUUUUCCUUCCUCUUCUCUCCCUCCUCCUCUCCUUCCCUCCCUCCCUCUAAGUUUAAUCAGGAAAGAUAGUUUAGACAGGGAAAAAGCAUAUCAACAUCAGUAACUAGCUUUUUUGAUUUCCUGAUUAGGAACUUUAAUUGUAGCUUAAAUCUAAACAUUUUCCCUGAAAUAUAUUGUUAAGGGAAAUGGUGAUAAAUUAGUAAUAGAUGUGGUUCUUACAUUAAAAAAACAACCAAAAUUCAAAAUUUUUUGUUGCUGCAACAAGAACUAAAUCAGAUGAGUAUUAGCGUUAACAGUAGGUAAGCACUGAGCCAGUUUCUAUUGUUGGUGCAUAUUAGUAGAUGUGGGGUGGGUAGGGGGGGAACAGACCACUCCAGAUGUAUUUUAGAUUAGAUGUUCCUAUUUAGCAUUUGAGGGAACCAUAAAGAGAGUGAAUAAAAUAUUUUACAUUGUUAAGGAGGUUUUGUUUUGUUUUGUUUUAUGGUGGGUUGAGGGAUUAAUUUAGGGGCUUACUGUGAUUUAAGCAAAUGUGACAUGAAAAUCUUAAUUUUAUAAAAAGAAAUUUCUGUAAAUGAUAUGUUCUGCUUAGAGUACCCAAAUCAUAAUUUGAUUUGCAUACAAUGUUUAGGAACUCAUUUAUAGCUCAGAGUAUAAAGUAUUAACUUUUGGAAUUAAAAGUCACUUGACUGUAGAAGUAUAACAACAAACAUCGGCUUUUAAAACACCUUGAUUGGCUCUUAUCUUACAAAUAAAUUAAAAAGAAAAAUGAGAAGAAAGACCAGGUAACAUGAGGGAAGAAGAAAAGCCUUUCAUAGCAGCUUAAGUGGCCAGUCAAGGGGAGGGUUUUGUUUUGUACUUUGGAUGAGCAUUUUUCAAGCAUUUCCCCUUUAUUUUUUUUUUUGUAUUGGAAAUACAUUGCAUGUUGUCUAUAUAAGAUUUUUUUUUUACAUUGGGUGUGCCUUGUAUGUUUUGAAAACUGUUAGUUUUGUAUUUAUGAUACAGCUUACAUGAUUUUUUUUGUGUCGGUAUGCAUUUUAAUACAUGAAUUUUAAACAUUUUAUAAAAAUAAAAUUUCUAAAAUAUUUUUGAAAAACA